Perkinsus marinus ATCC 50983 is the source of this 452-nucleotide messenger RNA. Its product is annotated as trehalose-6-phosphate synthase, putative. Gene Ontology annotation, molecular function: trehalose-phosphatase activity. The record is from RefSeq and is a predicted model, not a curated record. Lineage: Eukaryota; Perkinsozoa; Perkinsida; Perkinsidae. Gene Ontology annotation, biological process: trehalose biosynthetic process. The annotation marks the transcript as partial. The transcript is spliced from 3 exons.
AUGGAUACUAUAUUAUCCUUCUUACGUGGAGCCUUCCUACAACAACAACAUGAUGGUGGUGGUGGUCAUGAUGCCAUUCUAAAGAGGAUACAUUAUGCUGCAUCUCAUGGUUUUGAUAUUAAAGGUCCUAAUGAUACUCAUUAUCAGGUUGGUAGAGCUUAUUUACCUCAAUUAUAUGAGGCUAGAGAUAGGCUUAUAAAGGAAGCUCAGAAGUAUCCACACUGUGUAGUCGAGGAUAAUAAAUUUAGUAUAUCUGUCCAUUAUCGUAAUGUUCAUCCUGAUCUUCAUGUAGAGGUAUCUGAUAUGGUACAUAGUAUUGUUGCUCGAUAUCCACAUUUACGUUUACAUUAUGGUAAGAUGGUAUAUGAGAUAAAGCUUAAUUUAAGUUGGAAUAAAGGUAAAGCUGUAUUAUGGCUACUAAAUGCAUGGGGUAAUACCAACAACAACAACAU